AAUUGAGUGGCCUUUGUUCGAGUAGAGAGAGCAAUCAUCCAAAAAUCGAUCUGGAACGAGCAGUGGUCUGUGAACUCGAGCUGUGGGAGUGCUGAGACUGUUUGGUCGAUAUCUCGAGUUUUACAAAUCCAAUUAAGGCGUGUGAGAUACCCACAGAAAGCUCUCAAGACGAGGAAUCCGUGAAGGUCUGGUUUGCAGGAAUCGGAGUUGUGGAAGGCUUCCAAAUCGUCCGAGCAAAACACAACCUCGCAGGAGAGGAUUUGAUCUUCUAAAAGAAACGAGUUGACCGGGAAACACCCGUUCUAGGGGCUGUUUUCGUAUCAACGAUUAAGGGUUGAACUAGCACUUUGAGGAGGCUGUUUAACACUCAUAUUUGAGCAAGGAAUCAGUUCCAAAUCCACCUUGACCAAAGCUUUGACCAUUGGACCAAGAAGGGAAAGUUUAAAGCUCAAUUGAGGUUGAGGCUAGAGCUUGCUUCCUGUGCUCGUUGCCCGAGUGAUUUCCCCGGAGAGAAGACUUGGUUCGUGCUUCCUCCAUUCAGUUUUAGAACAUUAAUAAACAUGCUCAUGGAUAUUUUACUUUAGAGCCUGCGUGCUCAUGUUUGCCCUGUGUGGCCCUUUGUUUUAAACAAUGUUUUCCGCUGCGUAUUGAAUUGCUUAUUAUGAAUGUUUAUGGAUGACUUAUGUGUGAAUGAUAUUCAUGACGCCUUGUAUAAUAUGAAUGUGUUGGACUGCGGUUGACUAUUCGUAUUGUACGGCGGGUUGUUGACGUGUCCGGGGAGGUCCGGGGCGUGACAAUUAAGUUGGUAUCAGAGACUUAGUCCAUAAACUUCAUAAUGAAGUCUCAAAAUUCUCUUUUUGAAAAGAUUUUGAAAACCAUGAGCAUAGAAGUUUUGUACUUGGAGAGCUUUUGGUACUUGGGUUGCAAGGUCUCUAAUUGUUAAGAUGGUACCCUUAGCAAUUGGUAUGGCAGUGACUCGAGCCAAAAUGUGUCUUAAGUACCUAUCCGUCAAUUGACAUUUGAUACGAGUCUAACGACUCUUUCCCAAUUUCUUUCAGAAAUGGACCGUGGUGGCAGGAUUACUAGGAGAAACCCGACCGGCCGUGUACCAGAGGAGACUGGACAGGGCAGUCGAAGGACCUCUAGGGCAUCUAGAGGAGCGGGCCGUGGAGGCCGAUCGCAGACCGUGAGUGACGGUCAUGUCGACACAGAAAGUGAAACCUACUGGUCCUAUGAGGACUCGACUUACCAACCGGGGACCGAGCCGGUUGAGACCCCUUACGAAGGGGAUGACGAUGAUGUGAGCGAUGAAGAGGGGGAGAAUGACUCCUUAGCAAGAAUAGAGGCGCUGCUCCAACAAUAUCACCGUGAGCGUGAAGAGAGGAGGGAACGCCGAAGGCGCCGGGCUGGGCAACCUUCGGGCAUGGCUUCACGAGGAGGAAGUCAUGGUGCAUCUAGAGUCCAUGUGGAACCACGUGGAGGCCAAAAUGAUGGAGGUCCAACCAUAAGGAUCUCCAAGUACAACAAAGAAGCAAGAGAUUUGGGGUGCAAACCCUUUGAUGGAGCAGGGGACAUUUCAGUGGCAGCACAAUGGAUCAAGAGGCUAAAUGAAGCGGCCCUUGACAUGCAAAUCGCGCCGAAUCUCAAACUGAGAAUUGCGGUAAGAUUGCUCGAGGGGAUGGCAUCCAAGUGGUGGGAUGGAACCAAGAACAAGUACGGUGAGACCGUCGUUUGGGAGGACUUCCAACGGGAGUUCUUUGCCCAAUACUAUUCUGAUUUCGAGGUGAAUAAGAAGGUGAGGGAAUACACCCUCCUAACCCAAGGGGGUAACAUGUCAGUGAAGGAGCUUGAGUACAAGUUCCGGGAUCUCGCCGACUACAUACCGGAGUAUGCUUGUGACGAGAACCGCAUGGUGAACCACUUUUGGGACGCCCUUGACUUGGAGAUACGUGAUAGGGCAACGCAAUUGCCUAAUAUGACUUUCGCCCAAGUGGUUGAACAAGCAUUGAAAGGGGAGAAACAGUGGGAGGAACGGAAGAAGAGAGACGCCGAAGAGGCGAAGAAGAGAAAAUGGGAGAGUCAUGGCUCCCAAGGUUCCAACAAAAGGGGGAACCACGGAGGAGGAUCUUUCCGGGCACCACCGCCACCAUCAAGGGGGAACCAAGGCCCAAGUGGGCAAGGCUCGAGGUCACAGACCUCAGUGGUAACUCGUUGCAACAAUUGCAAGAGGAACCAUUCCGGUAAAUGUCGCGACCCCCCUAGAUGUUUCCAAUGUGGGGAUGCCGGGCAUUUGAAGGCACAUUGCCCACAACUGGGCGGAGCAAGGACAUCGGGACCAAGUAGUGGCCCGACGGGUACACGGAAUCAGACCGGGGCUUCUCAAGCAAGCAGGGGGCAAGGGGGAGCAAGUGCGAGCAACGCGCCAUCCGUGAACCAAGGGAGGACCCAGGCUAGGGUCUAUGCGAUGACGGAGGCGGAUGCUCAAGCUAACCCGGACUCCGUCGCAGGUUGAGGCUAGAGCUUGCUUCCUGUGCUCGUUGCCCGAGUGAUUUCCCCGGAGAGAAGACUUGGUUCGUGCUUCCUCCAUUCAGUUUUAGAACAUUAAUAAACAUGCUCAUGGAUAUUUUACUUUAGAGCCUGCGUGCUCAUGUUUGCCCUGUGUGGCCCUUUGUUUUAAACAAUGUUUUCCGCUGCGUAUUGAAUUGCUUAUUAUGAAUGUUUAUGGAUGACUUAUGUGUGAAUGAUAUUCAUGACGC
Molecule: messenger RNA, 2756 nt
Organism: Cuscuta epithymum
Lineage: Eukaryota; Viridiplantae; Streptophyta; Magnoliopsida; Solanales; Convolvulaceae
Source: the annotation of a GenBank genome assembly